Messenger RNA from Photinus pyralis (common eastern firefly), 2800 nucleotides. RefSeq names its product clustered mitochondria protein homolog. The record is from RefSeq and is a predicted model, not a curated record. Gene Ontology annotation, cellular component: cytoplasm. Gene Ontology annotation, biological process: intracellular distribution of mitochondria. Bases 205 to 2310 code for a protein of 701 amino acids. NCBI's taxonomy places the organism in Eukaryota, Metazoa, Arthropoda, Insecta, Coleoptera, Lampyridae. The transcript has 9 exons. Gene Ontology annotation, molecular function: mRNA binding.
AUACGCGUAGUCGCGUACGCAUCCCGGUUUUUGUUUUCUUAAGAGGGGGAAGACCUUGCAUAGCACGUGCACUAAACCCCAUAAUUUUCGGUUUGGUUUUCUAAUAGCAAAAUUAGUGAAAAACCGGCAUUUUCCGUUGUUAAGUACUCGCAUUUCCCCUGCAAGUAGUAAUUCAAGCGCUUCCGACCCAGUAAUUAACGUGCAAUGGCUUUGGGUACAAAGGUUGAGGAAACGGAGAGUAAUUGUGCCCAAGACAAUUCGGACGAAAAUACGUGCAAAUCGAAGGAAAACGGCCUAAUUACCGCAGAAAAUUCGAGCGAAUCGGAUGCAAAGAAAGAUGAAGUGGUUUUCAUACAAGACGUGGGAUUUUCGGUUAAAAUCGUCAGCCCAGGCACGGACAUGUUCGAAAUACAGGUUUCUAGCAUCGAACUGGUGCAAGAAAUUCACCAGCUGCUGAUGGACAGGGAGGACACGUGCCAUCGUACCUGCUUCUCGCUGCAGCUCGACGGUAACUCGCUGGAUAAUUUCGCCGAAUUAAAAAACAUUGAAGGUUUAAAGGAGGGCUCCGUGAUCAAGGUCGUCGAGGAGCCGUACACGAUGCGAGAGGCGCGUAUACACGUGAGGCACAUUCGAGACCUGUUAAAGUCUCUAGAUCCGGCCGACGCGUACAACGGAGUCGAGUGCAGCUCACUCUCAUUCCUGAACGCGGUGACACAAGGUGAUAUAUUAGAAAAGAAGAAGCUACGACCGGAGAGUGUCGACUGUACGCCACCCGAAUUUAUUAUGCCCAACGGCAAGGAUCGGCCGCUUUCGGCGCUACAGCCCCAGCUAAAGGACUGCAAGGUCCCGCAGUGCGUUAAGGUGCUAACGACCUCGGCGUGGAACCCUCCGCCCGGUCACAGGAAAAUACACGGCGAUCUUAUGUAUCUUUAUGUUGUAACGCUCGAGGAUAAACAUUAUCACAUAUCGGCGUGCUCAAGAGGUUUCUAUAUUAAUCAAUCAACAGAUCAGGACUUUAAUCCAAAAGCGGCCUCACCAAGUCACUUGUGUCAUUCGUUAAUCGAACUACUAAACCAAAUAUCGCCGCUAUUCAAACGUAAUUUUACGACCUUACAAAAGAAACGUAGCCAAAGACACCCCUUCGAGCGCGUCGCCACCCCGUAUCAAAUAUACGUAUGGACCGCCCCCGUGAUGGAACACACGAUCGACGCGAUUCGCGCCGAAGACACUUUCUCCUCGAAGUUGGGCUACGAAGAGCACAUUCCCGGACAGACGAGAGACUGGAACGAGGAACUGCAGACUACCAGAGAGUUGCCGAGAAAAACGUUGCCGGAACGUCUGCUUCGCGAGAGGGCGAUUUUUAAAGUUCACGGCGACUUCGUUGCCGCCGCAACUCGGGGGGCGAUGGCUGUGAUUGACGGUAACGUGAUGGCGAUCAAUCCGGGAGAGGAGGCGAAAAUGCAGAUGUUCAUAUGGAACAAUAUCUUCUUCUCUUUUGGUUUCGACGUUCGCGAUCACUACAAAGAGCUGGGCGGUGACGCCGCCGCGUUCGUGGCGCCCCGCAACGACCUACAGGGCGUUCGCGUGUAUAGCGCCGUCGACUUACCCGGCCUGUACACGUUGGGAACUGUCGUCAUCGACUACCGCGGGUACCGCGUUACCGCCCAAUCGAUUAUUCCCGGCAUUCUCGAACGCGAACAAGAGCAGUCAGUUGUUUACGGGUCGAUUGAUUUCGGGAAAACGGUUUUGACGCACCCGAAGUACUUGGAAUUGUUAAAUAAAGCAGGGCAGCAGCUUAAGAUUCUUCCGCAUCACGUACUAAAUGAGAAGGACGAAUCGAUCGAAUUGUGUUCCAGUGUCGAAUGCAAGGGUAUCAUUGGUAACGAUGGACGCCAUUACAUUCUCGACCUGCUACGAACGUUCCCUCCUGAUGUCAACUUCCUGAAAUUGGACGAGGAGUUGAGCAAAGAGGUAAUGAUGUUGGGCUUUCCGAUAGAGCACAAGCACAAGUUGUGUUGCCUCAGGCAGGAGCUCAUCGACAGCUUUGUCGAUUCUCGUUACAUGAUGUUCAUUAAGUACGCCGCCUUCCACUUGCAACAGCUGAAUUUGCGCAAAAACGAGGCCGUGAACAAUAAGGAGAGUUCCGAAGAGAAAAAGGAUAAUCAAAUUGAGACGGAGGAGGCGAAGAAGAUCGUUGAAAGCAUAACGGACGGCGGCAAGUUGGAACGUAAGUCUUGGGGGGCAUUGUAUCAAUCGCUUUCUGUAACAGUUUCUAAUUCUACCGAUUUUCCCUUAGAAGAAAACUUCUGAAUCUCAAUUGUUAAUAAUGCUGAAAAGAAAGAAUGGCACCCAGGGCCUGCAAACAAUGUACCACGCACACGACGCGAUCGAUUAAAACAAAUUAGUAAUUUUAAAAUCCGGCCCUGUCUCCAAUUUUCUUUCGCAGAUGCACAGUCUUCUUCACAAACCGAUGUCGCUUCUGAUUUUUCUUUACUUUUCAAUUUCUUGUUUACUUAUAUAAGUGAAUUGGACUUCUUGUAAUCACAAUUAUAGAAUGGCUCUUUGAUAGUGGACGACUAUUUGAAAUAACCUUUCAAAAAGGCCUCGCUUAUUCGUGCAACGCCCAGAAUGACCAAGGCACUCACAAUACACUGUAUUUGUUGUCAGGACAAGGUUUGUAUAAAAAUAAUCUUCUCUUUUCCGUCAUUUUAAAUCGCAAUGUAGCUAGUAGAUGGCGCCAUUACUAAUAAAUAAUUAAAGUCACUAGAUAUAAAAAAACAGGUGGAACAAUCCGUAACAU